Molecule: messenger RNA, 2505 nt
Organism: Penicillium soppii
Lineage: Eukaryota; Fungi; Ascomycota; Eurotiomycetes; Eurotiales; Aspergillaceae
Product: NEDD4 family E3 ubiquitin-protein ligase
Exons: 10
Coding region: 1-2505 (834 amino acids)
Biological process (GO): ubiquitin-dependent protein catabolic process
Molecular function (GO): ubiquitin protein ligase activity; protein binding
Source: RefSeq, a predicted model, not a curated record
AUGGCGUCAAAUCUCCCCGCACAGCCUAACCUCCGGGUCACGAUUAUCGCGGCUGAUGGUCUGUACAAACGCGAUGUCUUCCGAUUCCCCGAUCCAUUCGCCGUGGCUACUGUUGGAGGAGAACAAACACAUACAACCUCCGUCAUCAAGAAAACUCUGAAUCCUUACUGGAACGAGCCAUUCGACUUGAGAGUCAACGAGGACAGCAUUCUGGCGAUCCAAAUCUUCGACCAGAAAAAAUUCAAGAAGAAGGAUCAGGGUUUCCUUGGAGUUAUCAAUGUUCGGAUUGGCGAUGUCAUUGAUCUAUCGAUGGGUGCUAGUGAUGAGAUGCUUACCCGGGACUUGAAAAAGUCGAAUGACAACUUGGUAGUUCACGGCAAAUUGAUCAUCAAUUUGUCUUCUAACCUUAGUGCCCCGCAUCCGAACCAGAAUGGCGCCCAGCGUCAACAGCCCCAGACGUCCACCUCAAGUGGACUUGUGCCCCAGGUUGCGGCGUCGACUCCACAGUCACAAUUAGGCCCCGGAAAUGCUGAUGUGUCCCCCGCUGCGGCAUCAAGUUCCUCGCUCAACCAGCGCAACGCGUUGACUGCUCCCCCGACUGGCCCCCCCCCUCCUUUGAACGGUGCUCCCACCAACCCGCCUGGACCGGGCGCCCCAUCGCGCGCCAACCUCAGCUCCUUCGAGGAUAGCCAGGGCCGACUCCCUGCAGGCUGGGAAAGGCGAGAGGAUAACCUGGGACGGACUUAUUACGUGGACCAUAACACGCGAACAACGACCUGGUCAAGACCAGCGGCCAACUACAAUGAGCAAACUCAGCGUACGCAACGUGAAGCCAACAUGCAGCUCGAACGUCGCGCCCAUCAGAGUCGAAUGCUUCCUGAAGACCGAACUGGCGCAAACUCGCCCAACCUGCCAGAUGCCCAGCAAAUACCUACGCCGCCUCCUGGGCCCAAUGCAGGUACCUCCGUCGCAAGUGGAGCCCCAGUCGGCUCCACGGCUGCUGCGGUUUCUAUGAUGGCGACGGGAGCCACCACUGCAGGCACAGGGGAGCUUCCGCCAGGCUGGGAAAGACGGGUGACACCGGAGGGACGGCCCUACUUUGUGGACCACAACACCCGCACGACAACAUGGGUUGAUCCUCGUCGGCAGCAGUAUAUCCGCAUGUAUGGACAAGGUCAGACUACUGGAGGCGCCAACAACACCACUAUCCAGCAACAGCCCGUAUCCCAAUUGGGCCCCCUUCCCAGCGGCUGGGAAAUGCGUCUCACGAACACUGCCCGGGUAUAUUUCGUUGAUCACAAUACAAAGACGACCACAUGGGAUGAUCCUCGUCUGCCUUCGUCACUGGAUCAGGGUGUGCCGCAGUAUAAGCGUGACUUCCGGCGCAAGCUGAUCUACUUCCGCUCUCAACCCGCGCUGCGCAUCAUGUCUGGGCAGUGCCAUGUCAAGGUCCGUCGUAACAACAUCUUUGAGGAUUCGUACGCAGAGAUUAUGCGACAGAGCGCGUCCGAUCUUAAGAAGCGCUUAAUGAUCAAGUUCGACGGCGAAGAUGGUCUCGAUUAUGGUGGUCUUUCACGUGAAUUCUUUUUCCUCCUCUCCCACGAAAUGUUCAAUCCUUUCUACUGUCUCUUCGAAUACUCCGCCCACGAUAAUUAUACCUUGCAGAUUAAUCCCCACUCGGGCGUGAACCCCGAGCAUCUCAAUUACUUCAAAUUCAUCGGCCGAGUGGUUGGUCUGGCUAUCUUCCAUCGUCGUUUCCUGGAUUCCUUCUUCAUUGGAGCUUUCUACAAGAUGAUGUUGCGGAAGAAGGUCACUCUUCAAGACAUGGAGGGUGUGGAUGAAGAUUUACACCGUAACUUGGCAUGGACACUGGAUAAUGACAUUGAAGGAAUUGUGGAACUUACAUUUUCGGUUGAUGAUGAGAAGUUUGGCGAGCGUAGCACUAUGGAUUUGAUACCCGGUGGUCGGGAUAUAGCCGUCACCAAUGAGAACAAGCCGCGAUACAUCGAGUUGGUUACCGAAUGGAAAAUUAUGAAGCGAGUUGAGGAGCAGUUCAACGCUUUCAUGUCCGGCUUCAAUGAGCUGAUUCCACCUGAUCUUGUCAACGUCUUCGACGAGCGCGAACUCGAGCUGCUCAUCGGUGGUAUUGCCGACAUCGACGUCGACGACUGGAAGAAGCACACCGACUACCGCGGCUACCAGGAGCAAGACGAGGUCAUCCAGAACUUCUGGAAAAUUGUCCGCACUUGGGAUGCUGAGCAGAAGUCGCGUCUUCUUCAGUUCACCACUGGUACCUCGCGUAUUCCCGUCAACGGAUUCAAGGAUCUUCAGGGCUCCGACGGUCCCAGACGCUUCACUAUCGAGAAGUCUGGUGAUCCUCAGGCGCUGCCAAAGUCACAUACUUGCUUCAACCGUCUUGAUCUCCCUCCUUACAAGACGCACGAGGCUCUCGAGCACAAAAUGUCUAUUGCGGUGGAGGAAACGCUUGGCUUUGGACAGGAAUAG